Chaetomium fimeti is the source of this 1350-nucleotide messenger RNA. RefSeq lists its product as uncharacterized. The coding region runs from base 1 to 1350 and encodes 449 amino acids. NCBI's taxonomy places the organism in Eukaryota, Fungi, Ascomycota, Sordariomycetes, Sordariales, Chaetomiaceae. The transcript has 4 exons. The record is from RefSeq and is a predicted model, not a curated record.
AUGCGGUUCCAUCUAGCAUUUGUUGCAGUUUUCCUUUUACUCGCCGAGACCAUCACGGCCCAGGCGGAGGGAGAGCAGAGCUCAAACCCUCUGGCCAUCUAUCCCCCUUGCGCACAAACCUGCAUCAUAGAUGCCUUUACCAAAACAUCGUUUUGCCCGAACCCCCUCGACCAGACCUGCACCUGUGAGAAUGUUGGUUUCAACGACUUCAUGACAAAAUGCGUCAUGCAAAUAUGCACCGUACGAGAAGCCCUCACCACGCACAACAUCUCGAUCACCUCAUGCGGACAACCAGUGCGCGACCGGUCACACGAGCUUGUGCGAGAGGCAAUCGCCAUGUUGGUCACCACUGUCGUGGUUGUAGCGUCGCGAAUCGUCUUCAAGCUCCGUGCCAGAGGCCAGACAAUCUGGUGGGACGAUUACGCGAUCGUCUUCCUCCUGCUCUUCGGCGGCAUCCCAUCCAUGUGCCUCACCAUCGCCGUACUCGCACCGGCCGGUCUCGGCCGUGACAUGUGGGCUGUCCCGUUGGAAAACAUUGACAGGAUCUUCAAGUUUUCUUUCGUCUCCGCUGUCUUGUACCUGCCACAGGUUGCCGCCCUGAAGCUCACCUUUCUCUUUUUCUACCUGCGCAUCUUCCCCGGACGACGGACACGCCAGUUCAUAUGGGGCACCAUUGUGUUCAGUUGCCUCUUUGGCCUUGUCUUCUUCUUGCUUGGUAUUUUCCAGUGUUGGCCGGUCCAGUAUUGGUGGGUUUGGGACGGUUCACCAGGCGGCAAGUGUGUGAGCAAGGACGGCGUGCAGUUGAGCAGUGCCGUGAUUAGCAUCGUGCUCGACGUGUGGAUGAUGGCCAUACCUCUAUGGAAUGUACGCCGGCUUAAUCUCCAUUGGAAGAAAAAGCUUGGUGUAGCGGCUAUGUUUGGGGUCGGAGCAUUUGUCACCGUCGUAUGCUGCGUCCGACUCUCCUAUCUUAAGGACAUCACCAGUUCGACGAACCCCACCCAAGUCCUCUUCGAUAUCAUCCGCUGGUCCACCAUCGAAGGUUUCACAAGCUCCCUCUGCGCAUGCAUGCCCGUGCUGCGGCAGAUGCUGGUCGCCGUCUUCCCCAAGACUCUGGGCACGGGGACCAACAACGUCGCGUCCUCGGCAUACAUGCACUACAACAAGGAGGAUAGCCAGCUGCGCUCCGCUCCGGUAAUGCGCUCAGAAGUGCGGGUAGACCAUUCCGUAGCCGGCCCCGAACCCGGUCAUUAUUGGUCUGUGAACUCUCACAGUACACUCCAGCGAAGUGAUGAUGAGGAGCUCAUUAUCCAAUACCCUGCGCGUAUUCCGCUAAGGGAUGUUCGUCAGUGA